AUGACGACCAGGCUAACCUCUUUCGUUAUCUGCCUCUCCUUGGCUCUACUAUUCUCAACAGCCCUUUCCAGUGUUCUCUCCACGGGCUUAGAUUAUUGGUGCAGCAAAACCCCAUACCCUGCAGCUUGCAGAGCCAACUUCGCCCAUGACCAGAAACACUACUCCAUCCCCAAAAAGAUGGCCGACUUCAAAAAAAUCGCCAUCCAAACCACAAUAGAAACUGCCCUCAAAGCACAGAGCCACAACAAGUGGCUUGGGCAGAAAUGCAGAACAGAGAAAGAAAAGACAGCAUGGUCCGAUUGUCUAAAGCUCUACGACGAAACCAUCGCCCUUCUCAACCGAACAGUCGACCCUAACUCUAAAUGCACCGACUUUGACUCGCAGACCUGGUUGAGCACUUCUCUAACAAAUCUCGAAACAUGCCGCGCCGGGUUUGUCGAUCUAGGAGUGUCAGACUUUGUGCUACCACUCAUGUCUAACAACGUCUCCAAGCUCAUCAGCAACAGUCUAUCCAUCAACAACGGUUCGAACACACCCGCAGUAACAUUCCAAUAUAAGGAAGGUUUUCCGACUUGGGUCAAGCCUGGUGACAGAAGAUUACUUCAGUCUACACCGGCCGCCAACGUGGUGGUUGCUCAAGACGGGUCGGGUAACUUCAAGACCAUCAAGGAGGCUCUAGAUGCUGCGGCGAAGAGGAGUGGAACUCAGAGGUUUGUGAUACGUGUGAAAAGUGGGGUUUACAAGGAGAACCUUGAGAUUAAGUUGAAGAAUAUCUAUCUACUCGGAGAUGGCUUGAGAUAUACUAUCAUCACCGGUAGCCGGAGUGUUGUCGGUGGUUCUACAACUUUUAACUCUGCAACAGUAGCGGUGACCGGAGAUGGCUUCAUUGCUCGUGGAAUAACAUUCCGGAACACAGCUGGACCACAAAAUCAUCAAGCCGUAGCCCUCCGGUCAGGUGCCGAUCUCUCGGUCUUCUACCGUUGUGGCUUCGAAGGCUACCAAGACACCCUCUACACCCAUUCUCAACGUCAAUUCUACAAAGAAUGCUACAUAUACGGCACCGUAGACUUCAUCUUUGGUAACGCCGCAGUGGUCCUCCAAAAUUGCAUGAUCUACGCAAGAAAACCCAUGAGUGGUCAAAAGAACACAAUCACUGCCCAAGGCCGUACCGACGAUAACCAAAACACAGGCAUUUCGAUCCACGGUUCUCGGAUCAUGGCUACCGCAGACCUUGCACCGGUGAUCGGAUCGGUCAAGACGUUCCUAGGAAGGCCGUGGAAGCAGUAUUCACGUACUGUCUUUUUACAGAGUUACCUUGACAGUUUGGUUGAUCCAGCUGGGUGGUUAGAAUGGGAUGGUGACUUUGCUCUGAAAACUUUAUACUAUGGAGAGUACAAGAACAUGGGACCUGGUUCUCGGACGACUGGAAGGGUCAAGUGGGGUGGUUAUCGCGUUAUCACUAGUUCUUCAGAAGCCUCCAAGUUCACAGUUGGUAACCUCAUUGCCGGAAGCUCAUGGCUGCCUGCAACUGGUGUGCCCUUCACUUCUGGCCUCUAAUUUAUCGCAUCAAAUUAACUUGUAUUGUUUUGUAUGCAUGUAAAUCUGCUUCUUUGGCAAACCAAUAUAUUGUAUUGAUCUAUUGUUCUUUCAUUAUGUAAACCUAGAGUG
Messenger RNA from Argentina anserina (silverweed cinquefoil), 1668 nucleotides. RefSeq names its product pectinesterase 2-like. The coding region runs from base 1 to 1557 and encodes 518 amino acids. Gene Ontology annotation, biological process: cell wall modification. Gene Ontology annotation, molecular function: pectinesterase inhibitor activity; pectinesterase activity. The transcript has 2 exons. Lineage: Eukaryota; Viridiplantae; Streptophyta; Magnoliopsida; Rosales; Rosaceae. The record is from RefSeq and is a predicted model, not a curated record.